AUGAUUUAUUAUGUCUGUGAUUUGAUUACUAACAGUUGUUUAGCUCUUCCCACGGUGUACGAAGGGUUGCCGGCGAAGCGCAACGGGGAAAACGUCAUGACAUAUUUGCACAAGCAGCUCUUGCAAAAGCACGACCCCACCGGCAAGCGGCGGGCUCUUGUCGACCGGACCAACGGGUUGAGAGCCGGCGACAUCAUCAAGGUCACCUACAUGGACCGGACCGACGUCGUGGGGCAGAUCAUCGCCAUCAAGCGGGGCCAGACGAACUUGGGCACCAACAUCCUCAUCAGAAACAAGAUUACUCGGGUCGGGUGUGAAGUACGCAUCCCUCUCUUCUCGCCGAAGUUGAGAAACGUCGAGUUGUUGCACAAGCCCAAGCAGUACAACCUGCGGAGCAAGCAGUACUACAUCCGCAACUCGAAGCGGGACGUCGACGACUUGGAGGCCUUCGUCAAGCGGAAGCACAAGAAGGACACCCAAAAGAAAUAG
Diutina rugosa is the source of this 489-nucleotide messenger RNA. Its product is annotated as mitochondrial 54S ribosomal protein bL19m. Gene Ontology annotation, biological process: translation. The transcript has a single exon. The record is from RefSeq and is a predicted model, not a curated record. Gene Ontology annotation, cellular component: mitochondrial large ribosomal subunit; ribosome. Gene Ontology annotation, molecular function: structural constituent of ribosome. NCBI's taxonomy places the organism in Eukaryota, Fungi, Ascomycota, Pichiomycetes, Serinales, Debaryomycetaceae. The coding region runs from base 1 to 489 and encodes 162 amino acids.